UUGUCGAGGUACAUCAGUGACAGUGCUGAGACAAUCAGUCCGAACACCUUGUUGAUAUUGUUUCCACUGACAUCGUUUUGCUGUCGUUUCUCGUCAAGAUGUAUUUUAAAGGAACCUUCAUCGCUGUGUUCUUGUCCUGCUGCCAGCCGCCUCUGUCCCUCUGUCAGAAGACUGCCAUCAGCUCAGUCAAAUUCCACAAGCCGCCCACCUGUCCACGUCACGUGCCCCGAGAUUACCAGGUGGAGCAGACUGUGACCAGCACCAGCAUCUUGAGCUGCACUGUUGUCUGCGCCUCGUCGCCAUCAUGUAACUCCGUCAUCUUUGAUCGUGCCGCCAAGACUUGUCACCUGUCGCAACAGGUAGCGGCGGCGGAUUGUGUCAACAUGGAGGUCAUUACUGACGCCGCGGUGUAUUUACAGAAGAAAGAACUUUGCCAGAAUGGAGGGACACCUAGCGCUGGUACCUGUGACUGUCUGCCAGGCUUUAUGGGAGAUAACUGCGAGCUAGGACCCAUGAGAGAUUGCUCUGAUUACAAAAUUAGUGGACAAGCCAGUGCAGUCGUUCGGAUGAUACGCCCUACAGACAAUGUGGCCUUUCCAGUGACCUGUUAUAAUGAAAUGUCGACGUUAAUGACGAGACGGAACAACAAAGUCAACUUCACGAGAUCUUGGCGAGAGUAUCGCGAUGGCUUCGGCAAUGUGAGUGACACCCAUUGGCUGGGACUGGAAAACAUGCACAUUCUGACGUCACAGAACCGGAAGUACCAACUCAACGUCCAGAAGAAAUGCAACUGUUUCAGUCUCGGGAAAAAACCUGCCGGCGACUGUCUGUCUGACCUGCGCGGCGCCAACUUCAGCACUUACGACAACGACAACGACGGUGACAGCAGCGUCAACUGCGCGAGUCGUCACAGCGGGGGCUGGUGGUUCCAUGGCAACACGUGCAGCACGUGCAACCCCACGGGUCAGCUGCUGCAGCCCGCCAACGGCCUGAGGACGGGCGACGACAGCGAGGUCUUCUGGGUCAAAGACCUUGGCAAUGUCGCACCCUAUGGGAUCAAUCUUAGACUUCAAAAUCUGUAAUUCGAAUUGAGGCAGAUAUCUUCCUCACUAUCAACGCCUAUAAUGUUGCAGUUAUAUUUGUUUCAUAAAAGUCAAUCUUAAAAGAUGUUAAAAUAAUAUAUUUUUAUUAGGACCAGUUUAUAUAUUCAUACAUAUUCAAGUUCCUAUGUACAUGUAAUCAUACACAGAGACUGUAUACAUACUUUGCAUUGAUGUUUUACUGUAUUACAGUAUUUAGCGUGUUUUUUAUUACAUAUCAUCUAAUUUAAUAUUUAGGCAUCACAGCGAUUUCAGAGUCUUUGUACUUAGACACAGCUUCGGGUUUGCUUUUCCUCUCUCUCCAAGCAUGGAGCAGCUAACGCUUUGAAUUCCUUAGCUUUACUGGGGAAGAUAUUUGUAAAUGUGUACAAACAACUUUCAUACAAUGUGAUACACUUUAGGUUUAAUGUUUUUCUUAUUUUAGUUUAUGAAUUGUAUAUUAUAAUGCUUGGACCUGUGGCACAGUGGCAGAAAUUCUUUGUUUAAUUUUUACCUUUUGUGGCCUAACUCACUGUAGCCUCUUGAUCACACUUGCAAUAUGAUGU
This is a messenger RNA of Pomacea canaliculata, 1645 nucleotides long. Its product is annotated as microfibril-associated glycoprotein 4-like. NCBI's taxonomy places the organism in Eukaryota, Metazoa, Mollusca, Gastropoda, Architaenioglossa, Ampullariidae. Bases 99 to 1082 code for a protein of 327 amino acids. The transcript has 5 exons. The record is from RefSeq and is a predicted model, not a curated record.